CUGCACCCCCUCUACGCCGUAUUCCUCUUCUCACGUCAAUGAACGCGCCAUACAAGUCGUUCUAUUCACCAGAAACAAUAGUCUCAAUCCAGUGUAUACGUCUCCCCAGAUCAUGCUUUGCUGAGGCCCCAUGGCGGCUUCAGUUUGGCACAACGCUGUAAACACAGCAACCACGACCGCGACCACGACCGCUUCCUACGCGUCUCUACCAAAUGGAUCUUGCAACUUCCGUCCGCUGAGUUGCGGCUCCCAAGCCGCGACCUGUGGCUGCCGUAGAUUCUGGCUCGACAAGCCGCUAUAUAGUCAAAAUGGAUCUUCAGUACUCUGCGCUUGCGGCCAUCACGCUUGUUUCCACGACGUUACAGUCGAUGCCAAUCCACCUCCCACCUUGAUGCGACACAGUAGCGCCCCCUCGGUACCGGCAGAUAACAAUGUCGGACACAGCAACAGUCUCCUUGUUGGUCCUCAGAUCCAACCACCUAUCAUUCCUCCACAAGAUAAGAGCAGACACGAUCGCAUCAAACGACCAGAGGUCGCGCCGCUAUCGAACGACGUCUGGGGGAGCUUGAACAACUUUGCGCGAUGGCAGCAAGAUCCUACCUGGGUCCCUUCCACUGCGCCGGCUAGCGUUCUGUCUUACGAACCACAAAAUGAACGACGUCGCGCGCCGAGUGAGCCAUCGCCAGUCAAGAGUACAACUUCGAACGAAAGGCGAUAUGCCUCACUGUUCCCAAACAUGGAUGGCUUGAUGGGUAGUCCUACCGUCCAAGGAACUCCUACCGCCGAGUACGUGCCCGAUUCAAUACGGAUAGAGGUACCACCCAAUGCCCACCACAGUCAAGGCGAUCCUGAAUCGACACAAUCCCAGCCAUCAAUGCCGUUGGACGCAAAAACAGAAGUCUGCCAGGUCGAGGACGCGAGACCAUGUCUGGAAGUCACCAAGUUCAUCGACCACAGAUCAAAGGAGGCGCCGAGUACACCCGACAAGACCAUAUCAACAGAUGUACAAAAUAUCCUGCAGAGUUGUGUACGACGCUUGGAGACGCUCGAAACCUACUCGUUCUCUCACGUGCCCUUGGACGAAGUGCAAGAAAAGUUCGAGCUGUUCGACGGUCGCUUACUUGAGAUGGAAUACUGGAAAAAGGAUAUUGACGCUCGCUUGGAGAAUUCUCAAUUGGCAUUGGAAGACCAAGAUUCGCAAGCCUCGACAUCUUUCCAGAUGCUCCAGACCCGUAGUAGCAAAGCGCUGUUUUCGCGGGUGUCAGAUGUAGAACAACGUCUGGCGGAUCUGGAGAGUGCACAACCGUCAUAUGCCAAUCCAUGGGAGAUCGAAGUUGUCCUUCUUCCUUUUGGACGUACUCUGAAGGGGGUGUGGCAUGAUUCGACAAACUCUGACCCAAAUCCACUCCCUAGCACGCCUGGCGCCCAGUGUGAUGAAAGGAGAUCAUCCGGUGGACUGCUUGCGCUGACUGGGAACAAGGGACCUGCCUGGACUUUCGACACUAUCGAGGCCUGGGCGAGCACGAUCAACCCAUGGCUUUGGCCGAAAGCACCCGGACCCAAUAGCAACUUAUUUAGGCGCCUACAAAGUCGAGGAUUUGUCCGCAAAGUCAGUAUCGUAGAUACCGGCGCACAUGGAAUCUGGGAGUCUGUAAAGGAUGCCUUUGCAGACUUUGUCGAAACACAGCCAUAUCAUCGUACAAAUAACCAACAUCAACCAUACGAAGCAUUGAGAGAGGCAUUUGUGCCUUUGCGAAAGAUUAAGAAAUCCUCGUGGCUCCGAUAUCUGGAACCACACGAGCUGAUCACACCGGCUACAUGGGAUAUAUCAUUCUUGGACACGGGUGUCUUUAUGAAUGGCAAAGGUGGUCGCAAACGACUUUACAUGACCACCGCCGAUGGCUACAUCCAACCAGGAAAGACUGGUUGGACAUGGCCUCAGAUUCGUGAGCUGCCUCGCUACGAAAACGCCAUUGCAAGAUCUGGCUCAUUGUUCAACCGAGAAGCGCCGUCAGAGCCUUUCUGGGGCCACAUGCCUGCUCUCGAUGACGCCCCUAGUUUCUCGUCCUUCAUAUCGCAAGUCAGCAACACUUCUCUUGGCAAACGUCGAAGCUCUGGCAUCACAUUCGAAGAUCAAGAGCCAGCAAGCCCGUCAGUAAGAUCGUAUACCUCGAGCUCAUCUGGCGACACGAUCACGGCUCGAUAUUCAGAGUCCUUCCCGAUCAUUACGAAACGAGUCUCUGAACCAAGACGCCGUACAAGUCCAUCAUGCACACCUGUCGCCUACCAGAAACGACGUCGCACAUCCGGCUCACCGAGCAGAUACCGAGGCGGACUAGAAGAAUUGACACCACGAUGGUCACACGAGCCGCCAACACCCAUGAUGGAGAAUGUGUGGGAAACACGCAGUCAAUGCAGAGCAGGAUCAAGUAGAAAGAGACUCAGCACACCCACCGCCUACGCAACACCACACAGUCACAAUGUCAUCAACGUCCUCGAUCUCGCAAUGGCAGAUGGAGGAGACACUGAGGUAGAAUCUGUACGCUCUGGCGCGGCAGAGAGCGAGCAUGAAUGGGCUGGUCUUGAUGAAGAUGGCGAUGACAGCCAGAUGUCGCAACCAAACUCGCAGUCCAGCUUCUCUGCCAGCGAGUGGCUGGCCGAUGAUGAUGAACGGGAGGAUGUAGACGACGACGGCGACAGUCUUUACGAGCCAUGAGGAAGGAGUAUCUAGGAGUUUUUGCAUAGUUUCUGGUUUGUUUGUACACACAUGUAGCAAUGAGCGGGAGUCUUCGGUUUUUUCUUCUGAAAUAAGCAAGCUUAGAUAUUGUAUCUCAAGAGGCAUUCCCAUCAAGAAGCGGG
Molecule: messenger RNA, 2859 nt
Organism: Aureobasidium subglaciale EXF-2481
Lineage: Eukaryota; Fungi; Ascomycota; Dothideomycetes; Dothideales; Saccotheciaceae
Exons: 1
Coding region: 131-2716 (861 amino acids)
Source: RefSeq, a predicted model, not a curated record